Molecule: messenger RNA, 1886 nt
Organism: Heterocephalus glaber (naked mole-rat)
Lineage: Eukaryota; Metazoa; Chordata; Mammalia; Rodentia; Bathyergidae
Gene: Pgd
Product: phosphogluconate dehydrogenase
Biological process (GO): pentose-phosphate shunt
Molecular function (GO): phosphogluconate dehydrogenase (decarboxylating) activity; NADP binding
Source: RefSeq, a predicted model, not a curated record
GCCCCUCCCUUCCGAUUGGCGGGCGCCGACGAAUGUGGCGGGGAGCCGCCCCAGGCUGGGGAGGCCAGCGGGAGUCCGACGGCGCCGCAUUCUCAGCAAGCGCUGAGUUCCUGCGCUUGUCCUGCCCGUCUCGGUCUACUCCUCCCGCCGCCGCUAUGGCCCAAGCUGACGUUGCGCUUAUCGGACUCGCUGUCAUGGGCCAGAACUUGAUUUUGAACAUGAAUGACCACGGCUUUGUGGUCUGUGCCUUUAACAGGACAGUCUCCAAGGUAGAUGAUUUCUUGGCCAACGAGGCGAAGGGAACCAAGGUGGUGGGGGCACACUCCCUGAAGGAGAUGGUGUCCAAGCUGAAGAAGCCGCGUCGGGUCAUCCUGCUGGUGAAGGCCGGCCAGGCCGUGGACGACUUCAUUGAGAAACUGGUCCCAUUGAUGGACACUGGUGACAUCAUCAUCGACGGGGGGAAUUCCGAGUAUCAUGAUACCACAAGACGAUGUCGAGACCUCAAGGCCAAGGGCAUCUUGUUUGUGGGGAGUGGCGUUAGUGGUGGCGAGGAGGGUGCCCGGUACGGCCCAUCACUCAUGCCAGGAGGGAACAGAGAGGCUUGGCCGCACAUCAAGACAAUCUUCCAGAGCAUCGCUGCCAAAGUGGGGACUGGAGAGCCCUGCUGUGACUGGGUGGGAGAUGAGGGGGCCGGGCACUUCGUGAAGAUGGUGCACAAUGGCAUCGAGUACGGCGACAUGCAGCUCAUCUGUGAGGCGUACCAGCUGAUGAAGGACGUGCUGGGCCUGGGCCACACCGACAUGGCCCAGGCAUUCGAGGACUGGAAUAAGACAGAGCUGGACUCGUUCCUGAUUGAAAUCACCGCCAAUAUCCUCAAGUUCAAAGACAGCGAUGGCCAACAUCUGCUGCCCAAGAUCAGGGACAGCGCGGGGCAGAAGGGCACUGGGAAAUGGACGGCCAUCUCCGCCCUGGAGUACGGCGUUCCUGUCACCCUCAUCGGAGAAGCUGUCUUCGCUCGGUGCUUAUCGUCGCUGAAGGAUGAGAGGGUCCAAGCCAGCAAGAGGCUGAAGGGCCCCCAGAAGACCCAGUUUGGGGGCGACAAGAAGUCCUUCCUGGAGGACAUCCGGAAGGCCCUCUACGCGUCCAAGAUCAUCUCGUACGCGCAGGGCUUCAUGCUGCUGAGGCAGGCGGCGUCCGAAUUCGGCUGGACCCUCAACUACGGCGGCAUCGCCCUCAUGUGGCGAGGGGGCUGUAUCAUCCGCAGUGUCUUCCUGGGGAAGAUAAAGGACGCCUUCGACCGAAACCCGGAACUCCAGAACCUGCUGCUGGAUGACUUCUUCCGGUCAGCUGUGGAAAGCUGCCAGGACUCGUGGCGGCGCACGGUGAGCACCGGGGUCCAGGCGGGCAUCCCCAUGCCCUGCUUCACCACCGCCCUGUCCUUCUACGACGGCUACAGACACGAGAUGCUGCCGGCCAACCUCAUCCAGGCGCAGCGGGAUUAUUUCGGGGCCCACACCUACGAACUCUUGGCCAAGCCGGGACAGUUCGUCCACACCAACUGGACGGGCCACGGCGGGAGCGUGUCGUCGUCCUCCUACAACGCCUGAGUGCACCGCUGCUCUGUGCCAGGACCGGCAGACGACACUCCAGUGGGGACCACGCCUCGGGGCAGCAGCAGCUGUGCCUUGGGUGGGGAGGUGGCCGCGGCAGGAGCGGGCUUGGAGACUGCCUGGCAGCUAGAUUCACUUUCCUUCCGCUCUGUAAAGCUACAUCGUGCUUAUGCUUUUCCUGCUCUUCUUAGUCUCACCUGGGCCACACUCCGCAAUUAUCCAGGGGGCAGAAAGGUUUGCAAUGGUUUUAAUAAAUCUGAAUCAGUUUUUCUUCCA